This is a messenger RNA of Danaus chrysippus (African queen), 1494 nucleotides long. The record is from the annotation of a GenBank genome assembly. NCBI's taxonomy places the organism in Eukaryota, Metazoa, Arthropoda, Insecta, Lepidoptera, Nymphalidae.
AUGGAUUUUAAAAUUAAAAGAAAAUCUACCAAGACAAUUGUUACUGGUAGUCUUGUAGACACGUAUCCCAUUGACUUGCAAUUCUACAAGAUUCCACCAACUGAAAAUAUAUCGUUACAAGAAUUUGAAACAUUGGCAUUGGAAAGACUCACACUCUUAAGAUGUUUAGCUACAGCAACCACUUUAAAAGGUCUGAGAAUGUAUUCGGACGAGUGGACAGAAUACGUUUUAAGUGACUUGAGAAGUCAAGGCUUAAAAUAUUACUCUAAACUCUGUGAAAAAUCUGGUUGUGGAACACAAGAAGUUGAUUUACAGGCCAGAAGGAAAGAUCAUAUUGCUCAUUUUAUUCUGAGACUGGCUUACUGCAGAACAGAGGAUCUCCGUCGUUGGUUUAUAGCUAGAGAACUCGAGUUAUUCAAAAUGAGAUUCCUGACUAUGAAAAGUGAUGCCGUUGAUACUUUCUUCAAAUUAAAUAAUCUUAGCUAUACUAAUAUAUCAGAUGAUGAAAAAAAAGAAAUAAUGCCUUAUCUAAGAGAUUCAACAUUCUAUCAAAGCAACCAAAACAUUGAGUCUUUUAAAUUUUAUAAAGUAAGAUUCCAUGAAGUGUUAGACUUGGUCAAAGCUAGAAAAGUUUAUUUGCAUGCUGGGUAUGCUUAUAUACCACAUAAAGAUUUCAUAUCCGUACUUUCUGCUCAAUACAGGACGCAUUUGCGUCAAAGCCUCGCCAUUGCUUGCCGGCAUUUAGGAGAAAUUGAGCAAGAUGAAAGGCUAGUAGCUUUGUUGAAAGGCUUGCAUCAGUCAUAUUCAGGAAAUGAUUAUAUAAGUGAUGUUAAAGUUACUAUUCCUAUUGAAAGUAUUAACAGCCUAUCUGUUAAAUCAUUUCCCUUUUGUAUGCGUCAAUUACAUGAACAAUUGCGCUCCGUCCAUCACCUUAAGCAUGGUGGCAGGCUUCAGUAUGGAUUAUUCUUGAAGGGCAUAGGAGUUACCCUUGAAGAUUCAUUAAGAUUUUGGAGGGAAGAAUUUACCAAAAUUAUGGAGUCAGAUAAAUUUGAAAAACAAUAUGCAUAUAACAUAAGAUACAACUAUGGUAAAGAAGGCAGUAAGAAGAACUAUGCACCAUUUAAUUGUUUAAAAAUUAUCAACACAAAUGUCGGACCUGGUGAAUGCCAUGGCUGCCCAUUUAGACACAGCGACUUAAAUGUACUGAAGAAUAAGUUAAAAGGCUAUGGACUGGAAGGUCAAGCAGCCAAUGAUAUUGUAGAUAUGACUAAAAAGGGUCAUUACCAGAUCGCCUGCAGCAAAUAUUUUGAUGCGAUUCACAACACAGAUCUCGGUAUAGGAAUAAAUCAUCCAAACCAAUAUUUUGAAGAGAGCCAGAAACUAAUGAAAGGUGAUGUCAAGAUGGAACCCAAAAAAGAAACUAAAUCUAGUAAUAUUAACAUAAAAAAAGAAGAAUGUUUAGAAGAUAUGGACUUUGAAGAAAUAACUGAAUGA